CACACGCGGAUAACUCGCACAGCCAGAGGAGGGCAAUCAGACACACAGACAGAGAGACACACAGACACACAGACACACAGAGAGACAGAGAGACAGACAAAUCGCGGACAGAAAACAAGAGGAGAGGACGGAGCUGCCGGGAGAGAGCGCAUUUUUUGGAGAUUCUCUGACUCAAAAACGCACGCCUUAAGUGGCAGAGUUGUAUUGUCUUCCGAAGUGGACUUUUUAAUUCGUUUGACGGGGAGUUCAAGAGACUCUGGCGGUUUCUUUAAACUUUGCAGCACAGGAAAGUGUGCCAGGUUAGACGUGGUGACGCGCAGCUUUGACCGUCCCGUUUGGAUGUGAAGCGGAGGAGCGCACGGGAGGAGGAGAAGAACGGCGGAGGAGAGACGGUUCACUCUCCGGUUCUGCUGUGAACAAGGGACACGGCAGAUUUUUGAGGGAUUUCUUUUUUUUUUCUUCAAAGAGGCAAUCCCCAGCAGGAAUUGUCCUGUGAAUGGGGCUUUCCUCCUCACCCCAGACGGAAUUAUAGUUUACUUUAAAGCUCAUCUUGCGCGGUGUCGUAUAGGUCAAGCAAAGGUGGAGCGCAAUUUUGGUCAAAAUGAGAUUAUUGAUGGGACCGACGCGGUAGUGAUCCGCAUGUGUUCCAAGGCAAGCCAAUAAAAUCAGAAGAUAUUAAAAAAAAAAGGAGAGCGCCAAAUAAACCCCUUUCCACAUUUAGUGAACAGUUCCAGUGGGUUGCACCGGCAGGAGGGAUGGAGACAGCCGGGAGAGACUUACGCGCGCUGGUUGGAUGUCGCCCCUGGAAGACGGUGCUUUUUCUUUUACUGUGGAAAGCAUCCGACAGCUCAUUAGCAGCAGCAGGAGGUGGUCCAGGUAGCGGGCCGGACUCCCCCCAGCCUCGUUUCUCGUCCUCUCUCCCUACUUACCUCCCUGUCCAGUGUCAGCUAAGUGGUGCUGACUCCGCCUUCUUCCUGCGAGAAGCCAAUCAGGAGGUCAUGCGUAACGGCAGCCUGUCAUCGCGAACCGAGCCUUUCUUUCUGCAGCAGCUAGAACCAGGCGCCGCUGCCUCGCACUCUCUGCCGACCGUCAAUUGCAGCUACGGAAAUCUGAGCAUCGAGCAGCCAAUCCCAGUGGAGCUCAUUCAGGGCCCUGCCCCUCAUCUGGUGCUUUCCACUAACCAGGUGACGUUGAACUGGAAGGUCAAAGGUCAGAUUGUGGUGCCUAAGGUGGGGUCAACGAGGCCAUGGAUACAGGUACUGUUUUACCUGAUAGGACGGCGCUGGGAUGAGCCUGACCCAAUUCCUACAUCCAUCCUCCCAUGUGUUAGAGCCUUGGCUGUCCGUGACUUGAGUGAAGCAGCACCCUCAGCAGGCUGCCGUCUUAUGGGACCAUCUGGCAUCUGUGUUGUCCGUCUGGAGCUUCCCCCAGCUUGGUUUACGCCGCCACAAGUGAGAAAAAGACCUCUGGAAGUGGCUCUGCCAUCCGUGGAUGUGUAUUUCUCUAUUAUACCGGUGGAAGGGGCUGGUCACGAGUGUCCCUCCACUGUUAGUGACCCAUGGAGAGCUCCCACUUCCGGCAUGGGAGCUCUCGGAGGCCUCGGCUUGGGUGGACAAUGGAGCCCCUUGGAGGAUGGAGGUCUUCAGGACAUGCAGAAAGCUGGCUCUGUGGAGAUGAGCAUAGGCCCUGUUUCUGCCAAAGGCCAAAGAUUGCAAUUAGAUGAAAAUGUGGAGGUUCUGAUGCCACCCAGCCCAGUUCGACUUGGCAAGACGGUGGCAUUUGGCGUCUAUAUGAAGAAAAAUUCAAAUACGGAACAGUUUACAUUAAGGGUGUGGUUCCAGUCAGGCAUCAACUUCCUCGCUGUGAAACCCAGCAACCUCGUCUUGUGGGAGAUCAAACAGGAAAUGGCACCGGGAAGCAGUUCGUUGGCAGUGAUGUGUCGGAGGAAGGCCUCCUCCACAGCAGAGAGAUUGGAAAGUCCCUCGUAUGAGGUGAUGCAGCUGGACUUUGAGGUGGACAACGUGAUCCACCUGGUGCCCACCCAGACACUACACUGGACCGUGGAAUACCCAACUGCUGCACAAACAACUUCCAAGCAGACGGAAAAAGUCUCCCACCUCUACAUCAGCAACACUGACAUCCAGGGCAUUGUGCCGCUGGCUGAGGACACAGAAGUGGUGAACACGGCAAUUCUUACCGGUCGCCGUGUAGCAGUGCCCAUCAAACUGGUUACCGUGGAAACCGAUGGCCAGGUGAGGGAGGUGGACGACUCGGUGACCUGCGCCUCAACCGACGUGGACGUGGUCAAGGUUUCCCCCAACUGUGACCAGGUUUUGGUGAACGGUAAGGAAAUGCGGGGUCGGCAGUCUUUGGCAGUGAACUUCACGUACCUGCACCUGUCUGCUCAGCUGCACCUCAACGUCUGGGUGCCCAAACUCCCCCUGCUGAUCGACGUGUCUGACACGGAGCUCAGCCAAGUCAAAGGCUGGAGGGUGCCCAUCAUCACCAACAAGAGACCCACCAGAGACAGCGAGGAUGAUGAAGAUGAUGACAGGAAGGGCAAAGGUUGCACCCUUCAGUACCAGUACGCUUUGGUGCGAGUCCUCACCCAUUUCGUAGCAGAACCCUCUGACCCCGGGGGGGAGAUGGUCUACAUGUUGGGUGCUGACUGGCAAGCUGAUAUCACUCAUUUGGUCAUGGACCAGUUAAAGGUGGAGAAUCCCCGCAUUGCCAGACUAGUAGAUGGAGGUAUCCUAAUUGGACGUGACUUGGGGAUCACCACUAUACAGGUUAUGUCCCCACUGUCUGACUCUAUCCUGGCUGAGAAGACCGUAACAGUGAUGGAUGAAAAGGUAACAAUCACAGACCUCGGAGUCCAGCUGGUUACAUCUUUGUCCCUCAGUAUGACGGCAAGUCCAGGAAAUUACCAGGCUAUACAACUUACAACAACAGCUUCAGACCUGCUGCACACACUGAAACAGGAAGCUGCGUUCAGUGCGUGGAUCCAGUACAGUGAUGGCUCGGUGACUCCUCUUGAUAUUUAUGAUCCCAAGGACUUCCUCCUCUCAGCUGUCUCAUUGGACGAGAGCAUCAUCUCUAUAACCAAUCAGGACCAGCACUGGCCAAUUAUAGUAGCGGAGGGUGAUGGACAGGGGCCUCUAGUCCGUGUUGAGAUGGUUAUCUCUGAAACUUGCCAGAAAUCCAAAAGGAAAAGUGUGCUGGCCUCCGGAGUCGGUAAUGUGGUAGUUAAGUUUGGAGCAAAGAGUGAGGAGAGAGGUGGACAGGAGGACGGGGGAGGCUUGGACAACAGCACCAGUGAUCAACAGACAAAAGAUGGAGGGGAGUGGAAGACCAACAGCGCAGCUGUGGACCGAGAGGAAGGAGCUAUGAGGAAGGUCAGCACAACAACCAAGAGUACAGUAACCCACCGUGCCUCAGGUGGCAAAGGUGCCAGUGGUGGCAGCAGCAGCCGCGGUGGGGGUCCCAGCCAGACCGGAGAUUACAGCAGCUACCCUGCACAAGUGGAAGUACCGGGGACGGGAAACAGUGAGCUGACUCAGACUACCAGAGGACUUUCAGACCUGGAGAUCGGCAUGUAUGCCCUUCUGGGAGUAUUUUGCCUGGCGAUACUAGUCUUCCUCAUCAACUGUGUCAGCUUUGCUUUCAGAUACCGUCACAAGCAGGUCCCUGUGCUGGAGGCCGGAGGGAACAUGAACCACGCCCAUGACUGGGUGUGGCUCGGCAACGAGGCAGACCUUCUAGCCGACCAAUGUCAGGGCGGGCUGCCCGAUGAGUGCACCACCAUCAUCGACCGGAGCGAGGGAGGAUACGAGGAGAACAAGUACCUCCUGAACGGGGCUGGAAACACCUUGGUGAUGGGUGUUGGCACGGGCAUGGGCACCAUUAGCAGGAGCAGCGGCGCAGGCGGACACAGGGGCAUCACCCAUGGACAAACCUUGCCAAGAUCUGUUCCAGAACCGCAUCAUCAGUGCCUUUCAGCAAUUACCGCAGGUGGUAAAGAUGUCACCGGCCAAACUGAGCAUCUGAAUAAUUCCCCCCGAGCCACGGCUGCAGCUGCAGCUGCCAAACGCAAACGUGUCAAAUUCACAUCUUUCGCCACCAUCAUGCCCAAUGAAAAUUCUGGCGGCGGUGGGCCGUACAGCAACUCCUCAGUCCUGGUGACCAGCGGUAAUGAGGAUGACAUCAAGUGGGUGUGCCAGGAUAUGGACAUGGGUCAGUCUGAAAUCAGAACCUACAUGGAGAGGCUACAAGACAAUCUGUGACUGAUGAGAAAGAAACUGCAAAAUAGAGAGGCAGAGGAUGAGUGCAGGAGGGAGAAUGGACAAUGAGUACAAUUCACCUUUAAUGCCUUUGCAAUGGAUUAAUGGAGGGAGAAUGAGAGGAAUAUUAUUGAAUAGAUGGUUUAGGGGAUGCUUACAUUUAGCUCCCCCUUAGGCGAUGGAAAGUCAUCACUAGCUCACACUAAAAGUAAUAGUAGCAAACAAGUAAUAUUAUGAGUUCAUCUUGUAUCACUUAUUGUGAAAAUGUAAGUGUAACAAUCAAUAAUGGUCAUCAUUGGUUAUGAAUUUUUAAUUUCAGAAAACCAGAAAGAUUAGAAGAAAAAAAAAUCACUGUAUUCAUAUGUUAAACAUGCAGGGUGUUUUAUUGGAAAACCUUUAUUAAGCCAUUACACAUUUAAACAAAGACAGUGGGAACUCGUCAUAUGAUAUAUUCCCAUUGUUGGCUGUCAAAUACUUAUUGGUCUAGUUUUAAUAUAUACACCUUUCAAUGAACUAUCAAGUCUCCUGAGUGGUUACCCAAAGAAUCACUGAAUUCUCUGACAAACAGAAGCAUUUUCUUUUGGUAUUACUCAGAAGAAACAUUUCAAUUGUAAAAGAUGUAUUUAUUCCAAGUACUCAACUAGAAAAUUCCGUCCUUUUUCAGGCAGAAGUUUGGGCUGGCCAGCUCUUAAUUCAGGCAGUCUUGCUCAAACUGCAGUGCUGAAAGCUUGAAAGGGAACGCGCCGUUGAAGAAGACCGUUUCUCCCUUUGAUCCAGAACAGAGGCAUUUAUUCUUGCACAAUUACAAAAAAGGAAAAGGACACCAGCCACCGUUGAGGCUUAGUUUCUAUUUCCUGGACCUUGGCUGCUUUCUCCCUGUAUUCAGAAUCAAUCUGGAGAUGCCCUCACCUCUCUCCUCAUCUGUGACUGGACAGCAGUAGGAGCUUUGCGAACUACAACACACAGCGGAAUACUGGCUGUAAACUAACGGGGGAAGGACCGAGGUGUCUCGCAUGAGAAGGAAGCUGCUUGAGCUUCGGAAAGCCCGACUGAACACUUUAAUAAUGAGGAUUAAUUAAAACAAAAUCCACCGUGUGAGCAACGAAACGGCCAGGAAAUGAUGACUGACAUUGCAGAAUUAAUGGAAGUGGAAUUAAUAUCUAACGAAGAGAUAUGUGUUCAAGAAACAUCUGCUGAACGUUAAAUAUAUUUUUCUCCUUUUGUUAAUACUUUUGAUAAAAAGUUUAUUAUGUUUCUCCCUUGUUAUUUUUUUCCUCAUUUAGGAAAAUAUUAAAUUGUAGCUUUUUAUUUUAGAGAUUUAUUAAGAGUAAGAAUAUAUGAUUCAUUUUUUUUUUCCUCUUUCUUAGGUACUUUAUUUAUUUAAAUUGACAUUUGAGAGGGUGAGGAAGGACAGAAAGGCUGAGGACAAAGACCUAACAUAAUUGACCCGGUGAAUGAUAGCACAUAGAAUACGUGAAGGAGGACAUAUUACGUCAAUGUUUCCUCACCUUCGUUAAGCUCAGGUGACGAGUCACGACGAACCGACAAUAAAAAAAGGAGGACUGUAAGAUUGUUAAGAUUGCAAUAUUUAUUUAUAAAUGUGUUACUGUUUCAGAGUACACUGUAUGUUGUAAAUAAAUAAACAUGCUUCAAAGUUCUUGUGAAUAAGAUUGCAGGUCACUAGCCAACAACGUAGUGAUAUUUUGUACGUUUUACAGUGCAAAUAUGGUACAAAAUACUAUCUACCGCAACAAUGUGAAAGUGAUCUCACUGGUUCUUUUUCUAAAGAUGUUCCUGUCUUUGUUUCAAGUAUUGAAUAAAUUCUUGUCUUUGUACAGGGUAGGAAUCCGUUUUCCUCCAUACUGAGAUGUAAAAAAUUGGAGGCAAUUCAUCAAAGCAUCACACUGGACAUUAGAACGGUGAUUUUAGACAACCAUUUCAGAAAGAAAACAGAACAAAGAGUUAUCGUGUUUAUGAGUUGGCUAGUCAAAAAAAAAAAAUUAUUGGAGAUUCUGGAGUCUCAAAAAAUCAGUUCUAUCUUUAAUAAUUUGUUAAUCAACAAACAUAAUGUUGCACACUGAAAUCAUAACUCAGAUUAUCAGGUCUGAAACAGCAACGACUGUGAAAAGGACUUAAAGUGGCCUCAUUCAGACCUCACUUUAAAAUGUGUCCUGAGAGAUCUGACUACAAGUGUCCAGCGCUUAAAGUGUGUGCUCAAAACCAGGACUAAAGUGUUUCCAAACUGGAUCUAUGUGCAAAUAAGCCUGCACUUAAUUUAUACUUGCUGACACCAAAACUGUUGCUAUUUUUGAUUACCAAAGGCAGCAGCCUGAAAUAACGAGAUGACGGUCUGCAACACACAAAAGGAUAUAUAUAUAGUACACAACACUAAUCAGGAUGUACAGGACUGUCUCAGAAAAUUAGAAUAUUGUGAUAAAGUUCUUUAUUUUCUGUAAUGCAAUUAAAAAAACAAAAAUGUCACACAU
Cololabis saira (Pacific saury) is the source of this 6766-nucleotide messenger RNA. Its product is annotated as transmembrane protein 132C. NCBI's taxonomy places the organism in Eukaryota, Metazoa, Chordata, Actinopteri, Beloniformes, Belonidae. The record is from RefSeq and is a predicted model, not a curated record. The transcript is spliced from 16 exons. Bases 756 to 4283 code for a protein of 1175 amino acids.